AUCCCCCCUACAUUAUUUCUUCUCUCAUCUUUCGCCUCUCAUUCCACAUACUUCCCUUCCUCGGGAAUCAUUGCCGAAAAAUUCACCUGAAACCACCUUUUACCCAUCAAUCUAUUGCCUGAAAAGCAUCUCCUUUGAUCAUUUUCCGAGGUGCUUCUAUUGCCGACGGCAAUCAUCCGCUCAGCCACUUACCAAUUUCAGGAUUCAGGCGAAUUUCGACAAUGGGGUUGGCUAUCGAGAAUGGGUCAUCUUCCAACAGUCAAUCACAUUACCACACUCACAAGGUCUUCCUUCUCUGCAACUACAUCCUCUUGGGAGCAGCUUCAAGUUGUAUCUUCCUUACCCUCUCCCUCCGGCUCGUUCCAUCUCUAUGUGGGUUCUUCUUCAUUCUUCUCCACAUCUUCACAAUAGCAGGGGCGGUCUCUGGCUGCACUGCGGCCUCAUCGAGGACCAACCAAUGGUAUGCAGUCCACAUGGUGGCGACAGUCCUUACAGCCAUAUUUCAAGGCGCGGUGUCAGUGCUCAUCUUUUCCAGAAGCGGUGACUUUUUGGGGGAACUGAAGUCUUACGUUAGGGAAGAAGAUGCAGCGGUGAUCUUGAGACUGGCGGGUGGGCUCUGCGUGUUGAUGUUCUGCUUGGAAUGGGUGGUGUUAGCUCUGGCAUUUGCGUUGAGGUACUAUUCUUAUGUUGAAGGAAAUGGUGGAAGUAGUUCUUCAAUGCAGAGGAAUUCCAAGGUCCAUGAGAAGGGGAUGAAUGACUGGCCAUGGCCCUUCCAAGUUUAGACAGACGGGCAAAAGAUAGAGGUGUCUGUAAUUACUCCGGCACGAUCAUAUGCCGGACUACUUAUUUGUUUUCUUCUGUUUGAUUGGUGUGGAUACAGAUGAGAUUAUAUUAAUUCAAUUUUGUUCAUUUCUUUUUGUGUUCAUCGUAAUUGAUUAUAUAUUGUAAUGGGAUUGAUUUAUUCCUGAAAGUAAUUCUUUUUAGUUUAUUAUA
This is a messenger RNA of Nelumbo nucifera (sacred lotus), 993 nucleotides long. RefSeq lists its product as uncharacterized. The record is from RefSeq and is a predicted model, not a curated record. Lineage: Eukaryota; Viridiplantae; Streptophyta; Magnoliopsida; Proteales; Nelumbonaceae.